AAACAGCUGUUCUUGACACCACCAACCAACCAAUUUAAUCUGUUCUGUGUAUAUUUUCUUGGAAAGAUAGAGUUUCUAACACACAAGUGCUCCCAAAAAUAAGCAAAAUAAGCUGCUUCUUCUGAAGGCCAAUAUAUUCUACACCGUCAACAGUUUAACGAUAAUUCCGUCAAAGUGGAGAAAAUGGGCUCAGAUGACACCAGCACCAAUUCGAGUGAGGCCUUCGAUCGGGGAGAUCGCAUACAAAAGGGAUUCCAAAUAAACUAUAUGAUUUUACGUGAUGCCGAUACGGGAAAGGUUAUAUGGCAGGAAAACAAAGAUUUCUCAUCGCCAGAUGUGGAACAUGAGGCCAAGGUGCCCGUGAAAAUACUCGACUUGCGGGCUGUAUCGAGAGAAAUCAAUUUCAGUACAAUUGAGGCCAUGGAAAACUUUCGUUUGGAUCAAAAGGUACUCUUCAAGGGACGCAUAAUGGAGGAAUGGUUCUUCGAAAUGGGUUGGGUGGGUGCGAACACCACAAAUACCUGGCAAUCGACCAUUGAAGCAGCACCCGAAUCACAAAUGAUGCCUGCCAAGGUUCUAAAUGGUAAUGUCACCAUUCAAACCAGUUUCUAUGACAACGAUACACUCAUCACCAAAUCUGUGGUACGACUUUACUACAUAUAGACAGUUUCUCAGUGACCUCGACAAUGUUGAUUACACCAACAACAACAACAACAGCAACAUCAAUCACAACAACAACACUACAUUGCCUGCUCAUUAUAACAACCAAAAAGACAAAAGCGGACAUCUCCUCCACGUUAUAAAAAAAAAACCAAAUCAAUUUACAACAACAACAGCCCACACAAUAAUUACGAAAUUUUAUUUCUGCUUUAUAAUAUUAUUUCAUUUCAUUGAUUAUUUGAUCUCUCUCCCACAACAAAAAAACAAAAAAAAACAUUUUUUGUUGGUCAGUUUAAUGACAUUUGGAAUGUGCAUUCACUGAGGAGAUACCACAAAAACAUACAUAUUCACCUACUGCGGGGUUAUGUUCUGGAAAUUGAAAUAACAACGACAUACCAACAACAUAAAUUAACAAGCAGCCAAACGGUUGGAAGAAGAAGUAAUGAAAUUGUUAAGCAUUUCUAAUUUAAAAUUACUAAAUAUUUAUUUAUAAACAGUAAUAAUAACAAUAUGUCUUAAAAUCUAUACAUUAACACUUUGCAUACACACGCACACACAAACAAAUAAUUUAGAACUCUAUGUGUGUAUGUAUUUUUAUUUUUAAAACAUUUGUGUUGCAUUUCUUGAAUAUUUAGGUAUUUAGACGGAAGAUGCCGUCAUAAACAUAAAAAACGAAUGAACGAUUCUGUUUAAUGUACUUUAGAUAUUUUUUUGUUCAGCGUUUUUUCAACAUUUAAUUCAGCUAUUGUAUUAAUAUAAGCAAUAAUCCUAGAUAAAUAACGUGUUAUAAGAAUUUACCAUAUACAUAAGUGUAUACAAAUAUUUAUUUUUAAUAUUUAAUUUUAUUAAACAAAUUAACGCUUGUUUUUAAUAUUACUAAUACGUUUUAAAUGAAAUAUAAAAAAAGAAACGAAAUUCUGUUAAC
Messenger RNA from Musca domestica (house fly), 1585 nucleotides. It is a transcript of the gene PrBP, whose product is annotated as probable cGMP 3',5'-cyclic phosphodiesterase subunit delta. The record is from RefSeq and is a predicted model, not a curated record. Gene Ontology annotation, biological process: sensory perception of light stimulus. NCBI's taxonomy places the organism in Eukaryota, Metazoa, Arthropoda, Insecta, Diptera, Muscidae. The transcript has a single exon. The coding region runs from base 184 to 663 and encodes 159 amino acids. Gene Ontology annotation, cellular component: cytoplasm.